Archocentrus centrarchus (flier cichlid) is the source of this 1994-nucleotide messenger RNA. Its product is annotated as metabotropic glutamate receptor 3-like. The transcript is spliced from 8 exons. Gene Ontology annotation, biological process: G protein-coupled receptor signaling pathway. The annotation marks the transcript as partial. Gene Ontology annotation, cellular component: membrane. Lineage: Eukaryota; Metazoa; Chordata; Actinopteri; Cichliformes; Cichlidae. The record is from RefSeq and is a predicted model, not a curated record. Gene Ontology annotation, molecular function: G protein-coupled receptor activity.
CUCCUCCGAGGGAUCAGGAGUAGACUAAGUCAAACUUCCAGCAGCUUGAGAUUUGUGCGCAACCUUUCAAGGAUUGAAGCCGUCAAGAACUGAAGAUGAGGGAAUGAAAACAUGGGAUCUAAUCUCAGUAAAGUCAAGAAGAGUCUAACACACUAAGCAGACAGGGGUCUUCAAUGAUGUUGCGAUGUGCCAGCUGCUGUCUUCGCCUGUCCUCUUCUACUCAGAACUGAUGCCCAGAUGGUGUGCCCCUCCAUGUGUGGUCCAGUUCAGCUCAACCUGACCGUUUCAUGGGCCUCAAACCAACCCAAGCAUCCACGGCCACUGCCUGACUCAACCCCACUCCGCACUGUGCUGUUCAUUUGUAACCCCUCACCCCUAACCUUAACCCUUAGCCCUUCACUUCCCACCAUCUCACUCUCUGUCACGCUUCUUUUUGCAUUCUGACAAUCCCAGCCUUCCGUGAGCACAACAUGGUGGCCCGCAUUCCCUUUCUUGUUUUGGUCAUGAUGUGUCAAGGAGUUUUGCUCUCAGACCCACCUCAGUCACGUCGGGAGAUCCGCAUCGAGGGUGACCUGGUACUGGGCGGCCUGUUCCCAGUGCAUGAAAAAGGAGCUGGGAUGGAGGAAUGUGGGCGUGUGAAUGAGGACAGAGGAAUCCAGAGGCUAGAGGCCAUGCUGUUUGCCAUAGAUAGAAUCAACACAGACAACACUUUGCUGCCAGGGGUCUCCCUUGGGGUCCACAUUCUUGACACCUGCUCCAGAGAUACCUAUGCACUUGAACAGGCUCUGGAGUUCGUAAGAGCCUCACUCACCAAGGUGGAUGACACAGAGUUCAUCUGUCCAGAUGGAUCAUAUGCUUUGCAGGAUGACAGCCCGCUUGCUAUCGCAGGAGUCAUAGGAGGAUCCUUUAGUAGUGUCUCUAUACAGGUUGCCAAUCUUCUCAGGCUCUUCCAGAUCCCUCAGAUAAGCUAUGCUUCAACGAGUGCCAAACUCAGCGAUAAGACGCGGUACGAUUACUUUGCCCGCACCGUGCCCCCUGAUUUCUACCAGGCCAAAGCCAUGGCUGAAAUCCUGCGGUUCUUCAACUGGACAUAUGUGUCCACUGUCGCAUCGGAGGGAGAUUAUGGGGAAACUGGAAUUGAGGCAUUUGAACAAGAGGCACGCAUGAGGAACAUCUGUAUUGCCACUUCAGAGAAGGUGGGACGGUCUAACGCCAAGAAGUCCUAUGAAGCUGUGAUCCGUCAGCUCCUUCAGAAGCCAAAUGCCCGUGUGGCUGUUCUUUUCCUGCGUAGUGACGAUGCCAGAGAGCUGCUGGCAGCUGCUGCCAGGCUCAACACCUCCUUCAUAUGGGUGGCCAGCGAUGGCUGGGGUGCGCAGGAAAGCAUUGUCAAGGGAAAUGAGGUCACUGCUGAAGGAGCCAUCACGCUUGAAUUAGCAGCCAAUCCCAUACCAGAAUUCAACCGCUACUUCCUCAGUCUGAACCCUGUCAAAAACCAUCGUAAUCCCUGGUUCAAGGAAUUCUGGGAGCAGCGGUUCCAGUGCUCUCUGGGAGCAGGAGGGGGAGGUGUGGGAUUGGGAGAGACACCUCCCCCACCAUGUGAUAAGGACUUGUUAAUGGACAAGAAUAACUUUGAACCAGAGUCCAAGAUCAUGUUUGUGGUGAAUGCAGUGUAUGCCAUGGCUUACGCCCUCCAUAACAUGCAACGUAGUUUAUGCUUCAACACCACCAAGCUGUGUGACAGCAUGAAGGCCUUGGAUGGGCGCAGACUCUACAGGGAUUACAUCCUUAAUGUCAGCUUUGCAGCCCCAUUUUCUCCUUCAGGCAGUGAGACAGUAGUGAAGUUUGAUCCCCAGGGGGAUGGCAUGGGCCGAUACAACAUCUUCAGUUAUCAGCACUCUGGCGAUCGUUAUGGUUACGUGCCAGUAGGUGAAUGGGCAGAGAGUCUAAGUCUGAGCAGUGAUUUAAUUCACUGGCCAAGAGAAGUAGUGCCCACC